UUUUUCGGGGUUGCCAAGUGCAAGUGUCAACUCGCUGUCAGCUGCCAUGUGGGCAUGUCAACAAGUUUCUUGUUUUGAUUGAGGAAAAGCGUGAAAAUCUCAGAGAAAAUAGUGCACAAAUAUUCGGAAAAUGGAUUCUGACUUGUUCUUUGUGGACACCAAAGGAGAGAAACCGGAACAGAAAAAGCGCUCAAAAGACAGGAAGAUCGUGAAAAACUCCCACGAAAAUGUCGUGGUAGAGCAUAAAGAGAAGCCUUUCGGGAAGUUCAGGCACAGAGGCAAGAAAUCCGGGCAGAAGAGGAAGUUUCCCGGACCGGCGCCCAUUGAUCCGGAAGCCUUGAGUCGCCACUCUCGCGGCUCCGGAGCGGACGCCUCGGGCGUGGAGACAUCCAUCCACAAGGCCAAGCUGCGCAGGAAAGAGAUCUACUACGAAUUCGCUUCGGAACAGGCUGCGCGAGCGGAAAUUCUGCUCCCGGAGACAGAAGGCUUCAUUGAGCCUGACGAGGACGAGGAGACGGCUGAAUACACCCAGGAUGAGAUUGUGCAGCACGUGGACAUCACGGCGGCGACGAAAUCUUUUGAGCUGAAGCUGGAUUUCGGCUCGUAUCGCAUGAAGUACACGCGCAACGGCAGGCAUUUGCUGCUGGGCGGGCGGAAAGGCCACGUUGCGGCGAUGGAUUGGGUACGGAAGGGACUGCACUGCGAGACUAACGUGAUGGAGGAGAUAGUGGACGUCUCAUGGCUGCAUCUGGAAACGAUGUUCGCCGCGGCGCAGCGCCAGUGGGUGCAUUUCUACGACAAGAAGGGCACAGAAUUGCACUGCGUGAAGCAGUUGCAUCGCGUCAACCGGAUGGAAUUCCUGCCGUAUCACUUCCUCCUGGCCACAGUCUCUGACGUGGGCUUCCUGGCGUGGCUGGACGUGUCCGUGGGAGAGAUUGUGGGCAAGUACCAGUCGAAUGUGGGACGAAUUCGCUCGGUGUGUCAGAAUCCAUACAACGCUCUGAUGUGCUUGGGCGGCUCGAAGGGCGUUGUGAGUAUGUGGGCGCCUUCGCAGCAGCAGCCCGUGGCCAAGAUGCUGUGCCAUCCCGCCCCCAUCACCGCCAUCGCGGCGGACAGCACGGGGCAGCAGCUGAUCACCGCCGGCCUAGACAGGAGCGUCAAAGUGUGGGAUCUUCGACAGCUCGCCGGUCCGCUGCACAUUUACAAGACGCGCACGGCCGUGGAGGAGCUGGCAGUGUCCCAGCGCGGCCUCCUGGGCUUCGCCAUGGGCAAUGUGGUGGAGAUUUACCGGAAGCCCUCUACGCUGACCAAUGCAGCGCCUUAUCUUCGCCAGCGCGCCGACGGACGCGUGACGGGGAUGCAAUUCUGUCCCUUCGAGGACGUCCUAGGCGUGUCCACGGAGAAGGGCUUCACCUCACUCCUCGUGCCGGGCUCUGGGGAGCCCAACUUCGACGCCCGCGAGGCGAAUCCCUUCAUGAGCCUGUCGCAGCGCCGAGAGUACGAAGUCCAUGCGUUGCUGGAGAAAAUCCCCAUGGAAUUGAUCGGUCUGGAUCCCAGUAAGAUAGCCGAGGUAGACGUGCCGACGCUCAGGGAGAGAGUGGAGGCCAAGCGAAAGAUGAUGCUGAUGAAGGCGCCCAAGAUCAACUUUGAGCCGCGGCGCAAGGCCAAAGGCAAGGGCGGUUCGGCGCAGAAGGCGCGCAACAAGCAAAUUGUCCGCGAGACGAAGAUCCAGGAGUUCAGGAAGGACGUGGAGAGCGUCAAGGAGACGAUCGUGGGCGAAGCUGGCACCUCUAAGGAUUUCAUUCCGCUGGAGCAGAAGAGCAAGAGCGUCCUGGACAGAUUCAGGCCCAAGAAGAAGAACCAGAAUUAGAAGAAUUGAUAAUAAAAGGUUCUCUUAACAUUGGAAA
Messenger RNA from Phlebotomus argentipes, 1907 nucleotides. RefSeq names its product WD repeat-containing protein 46. Gene Ontology annotation, biological process: maturation of SSU-rRNA from tricistronic rRNA transcript (SSU-rRNA, 5.8S rRNA, LSU-rRNA). The record is from RefSeq and is a predicted model, not a curated record. Gene Ontology annotation, cellular component: small-subunit processome; 90S preribosome; nucleolus. The transcript has 2 exons. Bases 131 to 1870 code for a protein of 579 amino acids. Gene Ontology annotation, molecular function: protein binding. Lineage: Eukaryota; Metazoa; Arthropoda; Insecta; Diptera; Psychodidae.